Molecule: messenger RNA, 3294 nt
Organism: Trichoderma aggressivum f. europaeum
Lineage: Eukaryota; Fungi; Ascomycota; Sordariomycetes; Hypocreales; Hypocreaceae
Exons: 3
Coding region: 1-3294 (1097 amino acids)
Cellular component (GO): cytoplasm; nucleus
Molecular function (GO): protein binding
Source: RefSeq, a predicted model, not a curated record
AUGACGGCAAAUAUAUAUAAAGGCAUAGGCAUUCAUGCAAACAAUGUACAGCUAGGCGAUACCUACGUUACUAAGACUGAAGCAAACGAUCUCGAGGAAUUCCUUGCCUUGUUGUUUUUAAUCGACGCCUCCGCCGAUCUAGCAAAGACCAUCAGACUCAACGGGAAAAGAGUUGCUGGGACGUGUGAAUGGAUACUGUCUAGAAGCGAGUAUGAGCAAUGGCGCGGCGAAAACGCGCUUCAGAUUCUCUGGCUCUUUGGUGCUCCCGGCAUAGGGAAGACAGCCAUCGCAUGCUUUUUGAUUGAGAAUUUGGAGGAACAAGCAGCCUCGCAGCCAUCGAUUAUAUUGAUCCACCACUUUUGCGAUUAUAAAGACGAUGGGCCGAGGAAUAGUGCUCUGGGUAUCAUUCGAUGCAUCCUAUAUCAGUUGUUGAAGAAACAACCGCACCUUUUUCAAUGGAUUAAAACAAAGUAUCAGCAUCGUCACGAAAGAUUACCACUUGUAAGCAACUUGGAUGGGCUGUGGGCCGUCUUUCUUCAGCUCCUACAGAAUUGUGAUGGCAAGGAUGUUUAUAUCCUCAUCGACGCCCUAGACGAGUGCGAUGAAGCUUCUCGCAUAGCUUUGUCCGGCUUAAUCGCCGAAAUCCCGGUAUCAGUCAGCGUCAAAGUUUUGAUCACGGCACGAUCCGAAGUUGACAUUGAGGGGACAGCCGAGAUAGUAGGUCGACAUCUUCGUGUCGAUUCUGGGCAAAUCAACACCGACCUAGCAGCUUUUAUAGACAGCAGACUCGUUGAAUUAAAGGAAAGGAGAAAGACGUUUCCAGAAAGCUUGAUUCAUGAGAUAGGAAACAAGGUAAAGAAUCACGCGGGGGGAACAUUCCUCUGGGCCAGCCUUGUCUUCAAAGACAUGUUUGCGACCAGAACGUCAAAAGCCGCUGCGAGAAAAUUGAAGCAUCUUCCUUCCGACCUGCCCGGCAUAUAUAAAAGGAAUCUCGACGCCAUCGAUGAAGACGAUAUAGAAGACGCGGCCUUCAUUCUCCGGUGGACAGUCGUGUCGAAACGGCCGAUGAACGUCACCGAGAUGGCUACAGCACAGGUUCUCGCUCAUGAAGGCUGGUCGAUGGACACAGUUCCUCCGGCUGAAUAUCUCGAGCAAUACAAAGAUGGCUUCAAGGCAUGCGGUCACUUAAUUUAUUACGAUCCGGUCAACGAUACGCUUAAUCUUAUACAUCGCACCGCAAAAGACUUUCUUGUUGAAGCAGACUGCCCUCCCCAGUAUAGGGUUAACGCUGAGGCAGCCGGCAUAGACUUGAUAGGUACUUGUUGGCAAUACCUAACCAUGUGGGAUGUUGACCAAGGCACAUCAUUCUUAUUGAGGAAUCCUCAGAAUACGCUCAUUCCCCGAAGGCUCCGCUGCAUUGACCAAAGGCGGUAUGGGUUUUUCAACUUCGCUUUUGAUGAGGUGCAGGACCUAGAGGGUGAGCACAGACUUUCAUUAUGCGCAGCUUUUGUCCAGUCUUAUCGCACUAUAAACAGUUUGCCCCUGUUACGAGACUUCUGGCUCUUUCAUUUUGCAAGAGCUGGCCAUGUUGAAGGCGUGCUGGCCCUUAUAAGCAAGCAUGCGGAUGUCAACGUCAGAUGCAGAGCACUAGACGACGGCUUAGAUGCCACGCGGCUGUUGCUACCUCAAAAUCUAAAGGCCCGGUACCAUUAUUUCCAUGCCUUUGGACGUCUUCCUCCAACCUUAACAGUUCUUCAGGGAGCCGCGGAGAGGGGGUAUGUUGAAGUAUGUCGAGCUUUGAUCGAAAGAGGAGCCGAGGUAGAUGCCGUAGGCGAGGCUGAUGGAGAGUCAGCCUUGCAUCUAGCGGCCGAAUCUGGGCACCAGAGUGUGGUUUGCUUAUUACUAGAUAAGGGCGCUCUCGUUGACAAGUUAGACAUUCGGGGGAGAAAUCCGCUUUCCAAAGCGCUAUAUGCCGGAUGGGAUCAGAUUGGCGUUCUUUUGUUAGCCAGAGGAGCUAAUGGUUUCUUGGAGAUACCUUCUCGGAGAAACGCCAAGAUUUCAAUUAUGAAAGCCAGCCAUAGCUACUUUUCUAGUGAUUUCUGGCCAAGAUGCACCAGGCAACUAGAAACUAUGCUCUUUGGUGCAGCAGCGGGGGGGUGCAUUGAGUCUGCAAAUCAUUUGCUUGAAACAGGAGUGACUGUCAAGUUACGACGCUAUGACAGUGAAACAGCGCUCUCUGUUGCAGUUGGUUCUGGUCACACCGCAGUGGCAAAGCUAUUAGCUGCAAACGGCGGUAAUAUGAGAUGGAGAAGAAAAAACACAGGAGAGACACUGUUACAUCUUGCUACCGCUAGAGGGCACCUGGAUACGGUGGCAUGGCUUGCCCAGGUGGUUCCCGACUUGAAUGCGAGAGCGAACUGCUUGAGACAUCGAAGGAUUCCAGGAGACCCCGAUCUUGAAGUACCAACCAAAAUAUUGAGGGACUUCUACAGCAUCCAGAACAGAGUCUUGUCAGAGAUGAUCACCCCCCUCCAGCUCGCGGCCAUAUUAGGCCAUACUGAAAUCUACAGAGUGCUGAUUCAAGCAGGGGCGGAUCAAAGUACAAGUGGCUAUAAUGGCCGGAACGCUCUGGAUUUUGCGGCUCGUUAUGGACGUCACGAGAACUUUGUGUCAAUCAAUCGCUUGAGAGGGGGCAACAUCAAUGACAGGGAUGAGGGAGGAUGGACAGCCUUACAUUACGCUGCUACUCAGGGGCACUCUGAGAUGGUGCUACAGCUGGUCAGAGGUGGUAGAGCCGACAUCAACGCUCUAACACACCGUGGAGAGACAGCUCUCCAUCUUGUAGCUCAACUAUUGCCCCCCGAUGAUGGAAGCGAACGCGAUUCACGGCUCAAUCUAUGGCUUCUUUCACGCAAUAUCUCAAGCGCCGGUGCCAUGCUGGUUCUUCUGCUUGAAGAAGGCGCAGAUGUCAGGGCAAUCUCUAGCGUUGAUGGAAACACAGCUUUGCAUUUUGCCGCGAUGCAGGGAAACUGGCCAGCGACGGAGAUUCUUCUCGCGUAUGGUGCCAACGUUCACUCUAUUAACCAACAUGGGGAGAAACCAGAGGAUUUGACCACCGCAGACUGGGUAGAGGCGCACCGAUUAGGACAAUGGAACAGGAAAGCUUAUAAGAUGACUGCUCAAUUGCUCUCCGGAGAUCCGAGAGAGAAGAGCAGUGAAUCGACCGCCUCCUCAUCAACCCCGACAGAGGCGGGGGUAAAAUGUGACUCUUCAAGAUCAUUUGCGCCCCAGUAG